AUGGCGUCAAUAAAACCUCCAUAUGUCUGUAUCAAUUGCAGACUGACGAACAGACUCAGUCGUCGCAAUUUCACAGCGUCUGCUCGACAUUCGGAAAUCCUGCGACCCGCAACAGCUCCGAAACCCACUCCUGAUGUCAAAAGCAUCCGCCAGAACGCCGAGCUCUACUCGAAGAACAGCGUCGAGCGAAACUAUCCAUCUCACGCCGAGUACCCUUACAAGAUCCUAGAACUGUCCGAAGAAGCAAGACGUCUUGACCAAGAUCUCAAAUCUCCCCGAUCCCGCAUUAAACAAUUGGAGAAGACCAUCGCAAAACUUGCCAGCUCCGCUCGUCAGGAUGCCUCAUCCAGCGCCAGUGGUGAAGAGCUCGCCGCUCUGCGAUCGGAAGCACAGCAAUUGAAAGAUGAGUCUCAUACGAUGACAACCCGGAGAACAACAUGUACCGAAGAGAUCCAACGACUCGCCCUUUCCCUUCCCAACCUUUCCUCUCCCGAGACCCCCGUCGGAGACGACGCAAGGCUCGUCACGUACAUCAACUUCGACCCUCAAUCUCCUCCCGAAUGGAUUUCUCAUCCCGACCCAUCGCGCUCUCACGUUGCCAUCGGCACCGCUCUCGAUCUGAUCGAUUUUACGAGCUCCGCAACCACCACCGGCUGGGGUUGGUAUUUCCUGAUAAACGAGGGAGCGCUCUUGGAACAGGCCCUGGUGCAGUACGCUCUGAGCGUUGCUCGCAGCCGCGGCUGGAAGGUGGUGUCGCCCCCGUCGAUCGUUUACUCCUACAUCGCGGAAGCAUGCGGCUUCCAGCCCCGCGACCAGCACAACGAGCAGCAAAUCUGGGCCAUCGAGCAGAGCGACAAGGACAAGAGCAAGCCCCAGCGGUCUCUGACCGGCACCGCCGAAAUCCCCCUCGCGGCCAUGUACGCUGGCCGCGACCUGGACGCCUCGACACUACCCCUCAAACUCGUCGGCGCGAGUCGCUGCUACCGCGCCGAAGCGGGCUCUCGCGGCGUCGACACGAAGGGCCUGUACCGCGUCCACGAGUUCACCAAAGUUGAACUCUUCGCCUGGGCCGAUAAUCUUCCCGCAGGCGAGACACCAAGCUCGCCCUCCUCCGACGACCUCUUCACCGAGCUCCUCGACAUCCAGACCGAGAUCCUCACCUCCCUCAACCUCCCCUGCCGUGUCCUGGAAAUGCCCACCACCGACCUCGGCGCCAGUGCCAGCCGCAAACGAGACAUAGAGGCCCUCUUCCCCUCCCGUCUGCGCGCUCCUGCCGCCGGUGCGGAAUCGGACCUCGAGUCUGGCUGGGGCGAGGUCACCUCCGCCUCGAUUUGCACUGAUUACCAGAGUCGCCGACUCGGGACGCGUGUGCGCGGUAGCUCCGCGAAGGACUCGCGCUUCCCGCACACCGUCAAUGGAACCGCGAUGGCGGUCCCGAGGGUGCUGGCGGCGAUCCUAGAGAAUGGCUGGGACGAGAAGAGGAAGGUCGUCGUCAUUCCAGAAGUGCUGCGGAAGUGGAUGGGAGGGUUGGAGGCUAUCGGGCAGAAAUCUUAA
Messenger RNA from Aspergillus clavatus NRRL 1, 1554 nucleotides. Its product is annotated as putative serine--tRNA ligase DIA4. Gene Ontology annotation, cellular component: mitochondrion. The record is from RefSeq and is a predicted model, not a curated record. Gene Ontology annotation, molecular function: serine-tRNA ligase activity; tRNA binding; ATP binding. The transcript has a single exon. Gene Ontology annotation, biological process: mitochondrial seryl-tRNA aminoacylation. Bases 1 to 1554 code for a protein of 517 amino acids. NCBI's taxonomy places the organism in Eukaryota, Fungi, Ascomycota, Eurotiomycetes, Eurotiales, Aspergillaceae.